Schizophyllum commune H4-8 is the source of this 1133-nucleotide messenger RNA. RefSeq names its product GTPase. Gene Ontology annotation, biological process: exocytosis. Gene Ontology annotation, molecular function: GTP binding; GTPase activity. Lineage: Eukaryota; Fungi; Basidiomycota; Agaricomycetes; Agaricales; Schizophyllaceae. Gene Ontology annotation, cellular component: recycling endosome. The transcript is spliced from 8 exons. Bases 65 to 697 code for a protein of 210 amino acids. The record is from RefSeq and is a predicted model, not a curated record.
AAACACCUCCGCUGUCUCCGCCCACGUCCUCCACCCUCGCCUCACGUUCUCUCCUCAUACCGCCAUGGCCGACGGCAGCAACUACGACUAUCUCUUCAAGGUCGUCCUUAUUGGAGACUCCGGUGUCGGCAAAUCCAAUCUUCUCUCGCGAUUCACGAGGAAUGAAUUCAACCUGGAAUCGAAGUCGACCAUUGGCGUGGAGUUUGCGACACGAUCCAUCAGCGUUGACGGCAAGACCGUAAAGGCUCAGAUUUGGGAUACAGCCGGUCAAGAGCGUUACCGCGCCAUCACCUCUGCCUACUACCGCGGCGCCGUUGGCGCCCUCCUCGUCUACGACAUCGCAAAGCACGCAACAUACGUGAACGUAACACGGUGGCUGAAGGAGCUACGCGACCACGCCGACUCAAACAUCGUCAUCAUGCUCGUUGGCAAUAAGAGCGAUUUGAAGCAUUUGCGCGCCGUACCCACCGACGAGGCAAAGUCGUUCGCUGCGGAGAAUAACCUCUCCUUCAUCGAGACGUCCGCAUUGGAUGCGUCGAAUGUCGAGUCGGCUUUCCAGACCAUCUUGACGGACAUCUACCGCAUCGUCUCCAGCAAAUCACUCGAGUCCUCCGCGAACCCCAUUGAGCCGCCGAACUCCAGCGUCACCGUGAGCGCAACCGUCGACCCCACACCACAGGGCAACAAGUGCUGCUAGACCUCGAUCCCUUAUGCGCUCGCUGUUGAUGUUGAGCGUCGAGGUGUCGUUGCUCUCUUGCUUUCCUCUUUCUGGUAUCACUCGCUUCCCCGUCUGCAUGUCUCGCUGGUCGACGUAAUGACUGCUUGCGGCGUCCUGUAGUCAAUGACUGUUGGUGGUUCGGUCGUCGGCGGUGAACGCUUGCGCUUGGUGGAUGCGGGGUAGAUGCCCGUAGUCGGUGCUCUCAGUGGACGCCCGCGGUCUGGGUCUUUUAUGAAUGAGCUUCGAUAGCUCGACGUACUUGAUGUGGAUAGGUAUACCGUUAACUCUCUACUGUCUCCUCCUUAAAUAUUGUAUGCCCUACCUGUGAAUAGACACUCCUGUCGGGGCUGGGCCAACGGUACCCCGACGUCUCGCAUGUUCUGCCAGUCGGAGGAGACCAAGAAUAAACAUGCUA